UGACAAUGUCCCAACGGUGAUGAACGACGACAGCCUUCAUCGGCUCCGAUUGUUCGAACUUUCCGGUCACAGUCAAGGUUUCACCAUGUGCGACUCUGUUCCGCCACUCUUCUUUGCAUCUUCCAUCAAAUUUCGACGAUUAGGGUUCACCCAAUUUCAAUCCCAUUCUCCUCUACUUUCAAAUUCCUUCAAUUCUGGUCGUUCUACUCUUAGAAAUGGAUGCCUUCUCUUCCCUUCGAGGACAAAACUCACUAAAAGCUUGAGCGCCUUUGUUCCAAAGCGAAAUCGGUUCAGCGCCGAGUUAGAAUUGAAAGGGGAAGACGAAAAUCUUUUCGACAUCGUCGACCCUAGUCGGAGCGUUGCAAAUUUAGAUGGCAUCGACGGAAAUUUCGCAAGUAGAAAUGGGAAUGAUUCUGAGGAAAGACGGGGCGAUGGUGCAGCAGCUUCGUCCGGAUUGAACUUUCUCGAUCAGAAAGAUGGUGAGGAGGCCAAGAAGAAGAGCUUAAACAGUGAAGGGAGCUCAGAAGGGGAAAGGGAUUUGAUUCCCAUUGAAGAUGAGGAUGCAGAAAUGGAGAAUGGGAAGGUAGCGUUGCGGCGAAGGAGGCAAGUGAUGAGGAGAUCGAACAUGUUGGCAAAGCAAGUGAUCAGCAUUCAAACUGCGCUAAGCUUGGGAUUCGUCUCGCAGCUCUGGGUUAAUACAUCCUCUUGGAUGGUAACGUUUUUAGAAGUGAAGCCAAACUUGCUAUCUGGGGAAUCAGAAUGGUUUCAUCUUGAGGAUAUUAGUCAGGUUGGCGAUGUAGUUCUUGUCCAUGAUGAGACUGUGAUGGAUAAUGACUUCAAAAUGGCUGGAUUUGAAACACUGGUAGGAUACAGAGUAGUUACACCUGGUCGACGAAAUAUUGGGAAGAUACGCGGAUACACUUUCAACAUUAACUCGGGUGCUGUUGAAUCUCUCGAACUUGAUUCAUUUGGUUAUUCCUUUCUUCCUUCCAGCCUGGUGAGUACAUAUGCUUUGCUUGUUGAGGAUGUGCUGGAAGUCAUAUCCGAUGUCGUUGUUGUACAUGAAGAUGCAGCAUCACGCAUUCAAAGGCUGACAAAGGGAUUUUUAGGCACACAAAGCGUGGGGAAUUCGUUAGAUGACCUUGAAGAACUUUAUGAGUUCGAAGGACGGAGAUUUGACCAAGACAAUUGGAGUAACAAAAGACGUUAUGAUGGUAAAAGAUUCCGUAGGAGUCGAGAGGCCAACGGUGAUGAUUUGGGGCUCCCAAUGGAUUAUCUCUGAAUGUGAUCUCAGGUUUUUCACUCCCUCUUGUACAUUACAUGUUUGCCCUCCUCUAAACUAUUGAAUGGAUGCUGCAUUUGGUGGAUUGAAUGUUCUUUUGGUUCAACAAGUGUGAGAAUGAGAUCAAAUAAUCGACCUUCGAGAUGGUAAUUAGUUCCUUAUCUAUUGAACUAUGCUCGGAUUGGAUGUUGAGGUCUUGGAGUCUGGGAGUCUGAAGUAUAUCAUCUACCAAGUUAGGGUGGUCUUCCCUGUGUUACCCACCAAUUGAAAUAUUGAACUGAUGACCUCUUUAUUCUUAAAUGUGUGUUUGUAUAUAAUGUGAUUGUAUAUAUGGAAACCUUAUAUGUGUGUAUAUAAGCAAGAAAUUCUCAGAGAGUCGUUUCUUAUGAAAUGAAUAGAAAUUGGUAUGCCUUUUAACUUCUA
Benincasa hispida (wax gourd) is the source of this 1705-nucleotide messenger RNA. RefSeq lists its product as uncharacterized. NCBI's taxonomy places the organism in Eukaryota, Viridiplantae, Streptophyta, Magnoliopsida, Cucurbitales, Cucurbitaceae. The record is from RefSeq and is a predicted model, not a curated record.